CCCUGACUGUAACCCUGGACCCUGUCCAGUUUGGAGCUCAGUCUUCCACCAAAGGCUGCUCAGUUCUUCGGGCUCCAGCCUCCUGCAAGAGGAGCUUGCUUCCUCUGUUCCCAGAGUCUCCUUUCUUUGGUGGAGAAAGGUUGCAGGAAGAGGAGACACAGUAAGAAAAAUAUGCGUCCUGGUGAAGUGUAAUUGAAUCUAGAAGCCCACGGACACAAGUCGCCACGUUUGCUCAGGGUUCACACUCGGUGCUUUGACAUUCAAAAUGAGGAAACGUCGACAUUUGGCCUCGGUGGCCAUCUUUUGCCUCCUCCUGUCGGGCCUCCCCAUGGUCUAUGCCCAACAGCAAGCAGAUGUCAAAAACGGUGCGGCUGCCGAUAUAAUAUUUCUAGUGGAUUCCUCCUGGAGCACUGGGAAGGACCGUUUCCAACUUGUUCAAGAGUUUCUGUCUGAUGUUGUAGAAUCUUUAGCUGUGGGAGACAGUGAUUUCCAUUUUGCUCUGGUCCGGCUCAACGGAAACCCGCAUACCGAGUUCCUGUUAAAUACGUACCACACUAAGCAAGAAGUCCUUGUCCAUAUUUCCAACAUGUCUUUUAUUGGGGGAAGCAAUGAGACCGGAAAAGGAUUAGAGUAUGUAAUUCACACCUAUCUUACCGAGGCUGCCGGAAGCCGGGCUGGUGACGGAGUCCCUCAGGUUAUUAUAGUGUUAACCGAUGGACGCUCAGAAGACAGCCUUGCUCUGCCCUCAACGGAACUUAAGUCUGCUGACGUUAACGUGUUUGCAGUUGGAGUUGAGGAUGCAGAUGAAGGAACGUUAAAAGAAAUAGCGAGUGAACCGUUCAGUAUGCAUGUUUUCAACCUAGAGAACUUUACCUCACUUCAUGACAUAGUAGAAAACUUAGUGUCCUGUGUGCACUCCUCCAUGAGUCCAGAAAGGGCCUGGGACACGGAAAACCUUAAAGACAUCACAGCACAAGACUCUGCUGACAUUAUUUUCCUUAUUGACGGAUCAAACAACACCGGAAGUGCCCAUUUUGCUGUCAUUCGAGACUUCCUUGUAAAUCUCCUUGAGAGACUCUCAAUUGGAACUCAGCAGAUCCGAGUGGGGGUGGUCCAGUAUAGCGAUGAGCCCAGAACUGAGUUCUCCUUAGACACCUACCCCUCCAAAGCUCAGCUUCUGGAUGCAGUGAAGGCCCUCCGCUUUGCUGGGGGGGAGUUGGCCAACAUUGGCCUGGCCCUUGACUUUGUAGUGGAAAAUCACUUCACUCGGGCAGGCGGCAGCCGUGUGGAGGAAGGGGUCCCCCAGGUGCUGGUCCUCAUCAGUGCUGGGCCUUCUAGUGAUGAGAUUCGGGAUGGGGUGGUAGCUCUGAAGCAGGCUAGCGUGUUCUCGUUCAGCCUCGGAGCCCAGGCCGCCUCCAGGGCAGAGCUUCAGCACAUAGCUACUGAUGACAACUUGGUGUUUACUGUCCCGGAAUUCCAUAGUUUGGGGGACCUCCAGGAGCAAUUACUGCCGUACCUUGUAGGCGUGGCCCAAAGGCACAUUGUCUUGCAACCGCCAACCAUUGUCACAGAAGUUGUGGAAGUCAACAAGAGGGACAUAGUCUUCCUGGUGGAUGGCUCUUCUAGCCUGGGGCAGGCCAACUUCAAUGCCAUUCGAGACUUCAUUACCAGAGUCGUCCAGAGGCUGGAGAUUGGACAGGACCUUAUCCAGGUGUCAGUGGCUCAGUAUGCAGAUACUGUCAAGCCAGAGUUCUAUUUAAAUACCUACCCCGGCAAAAAGGAGGUCAUAACUGCCGUGCGAAGGAUGAAGGCCCUGGAAGGCCCAGCCUUGUACACGGGCUCCGCUCUAGACUUCGUUCGCAACAACCUGUUCAUUAGCUCCGCUGGCCACCGGGCUGCUGACGGUGUUCCUAAGCUCCUGGUGCUGAUCACCGGCGGUAAGUCCUUCGAUGGGGUCAGCCAGCCUGCCCAGGAGCUGAAGCAGAGCAGCAUCAUGGCCUUCGCCAUCGGCAACAGGGCCACCGACCCGGCCGAGCUGGAAGAGAUCGCUUUUGACAGUUCCCUGGUCUUCAUUACCACCGAGUUCCGCCCUGCUCCUUUGCAAAGCAUGCUACCCAGCCUGCUGGCACCCCUCAGGACCCUCACCGGAACCACUGAAGUUCACGUAAACAAAAGGGAUAUCAUCUUCCUUUUGGACGGAUCUGUCAACGUUGGAAAAACCAAUUUCCCUUAUGUGCGUGACUUUGUAAUGAACCUAGUUAACAGCCUUGAUGUUGGAAGUGACAAUAUCCGUGUUGGUUUAGUGCAAUUUAGUGACACUCCGGUCACGGAGUUCUCAUUAGACACUUACCAGACCAAGUCAGAGCUGCUUGCUCACCUGAGGCGCUUGCAACUCAAGGGGGGCUCGGGCCUGAACACGGGCUCAGCCCUAAGCUAUGUCCAUGCCAACCACUUCACGGAGGCAGGCGGCAGCAGGACCCAGGAACACGUGCCUCAGUUACUGCUCCUGCUCACGGCUGGGCGUUCUGAGGAUGCCUAUCUGCAAGCUGCUAAUUCCCUGGCACGUGCAGGUGUGCUGACCUUCUGUGUGGGGGCCAGCCAGGCGGAUAAAGCUGAGCUCGAGCAGAUUGCUUUUAACCCGAGCCUGGUGUAUCUCAUGGAUGAUUUCAGCUCCCUACCAGCUUUGCCUCAGCAGCUGAUUCAGCCCCUAACCACAUAUGUUAGUGGAGGUGUGGAGGAAGUUCCACUCGCCCAGCCAGAGAGCAAGCGAGACAUUCUUUUCCUCUUUGAUGGCUCAGCUAAUGUCAUGGGCCAGUUCCCCGUUGUCCGAGACUUUCUCUAUAAGAUCAUUGAGGAGCUGGAUGUGAAGCCAGAUGGGACCCGGAUAGCAGUGGCUCAGUUCAGUGAUGACGUCAGGUUGGAGUCCCGCUUCAGUGAGCACAUGAGUAAGGCUGAGAUCCUGAAUCUUGUGAAGAGGAUGAAGAUCAAGACGGGCCGAUCCCUCAACCUCGGCUACGCCUUAGACUAUGCGCAGAAGAACAUCUUUGUGAAGUCAACUGGCAGCCGCAUUGAUGAUGGCGUGCUGCAAUUCCUGGUGCUGCUGGUUGCUGGAAGGUCAUCAGACGAUGUGGACGGGCCGGCCGGUUCCCUGAAACAGAGUGGAAUAGUGCCGUUCAUCUUCCAAGCCAAGAAUGCUGACCCUGCAGAGCUGGAGAAGAUUGUGCCAUCUCCUGCGUUCAUCCUGACUGCGGAGUCGCUGCCCAAGAUUGGGGACCUCCAGCCACAGAUUGUGAACCUUCUGAAAUCAGUGCAGAGUGGAGGGCCUGUUUCAGUUUCAGGUGAAAAGGAUGUGGUUUUUCUGAUUGACGGCUCUGAUGGUGUCCGGAGUGGCUUCCCCUUGCUGCAGGAGUUUAUGCAGAGAGUGGUGGAGAGCCUGGACGUGGGUCCCGAUCGGGUGCGUGUAGCCGUGGUGCAGUACAGUGACCGGACCAGGCCCGAGUUCUACCUGAAUUCCCACAUGGACCAGCAGGGUGUCAUCAGUGCCAUCCGUAGGCUGACGCUGCUGGGUGGAUCAACCCCCAACACAGGAGCCGCACUGAACUUUGUGCUGAAGAGCAUUCUGACUAGCUCCGCUGGGAGCAGGAUGGCAGAAGGUGUCCCCCAGCUCCUGAUCGUGCUCACGGCCGAGCGGUCGGGAGAUGAUGUGAGAGGCCCCUCGGUGGUCCUGAAGCAGGGUGGGGCGGUGCCUAUUGGCAUUGGCAUUGGGAACGCCGACAUCUCAGAGAUGCAGACCAUCUCCUUCAUCCCGGACUUUGCCGUGGCCAUCCCUACCUUCCGGGAGCUAGGCACCGUCCAGCAGGUCAUCUCUGAGCGGGUGACCCAGCUUAGCCGCGAGGAGCUGAGCAGGUUGAAGCCGAUUUUUCUGCCCUCACCCAGUCCAGGUGCUGGUGACAAGAAGGACGUGGUGUUCCUCAUCGAUGGGUCCCUGAACGCCAGCCCCGAGUUCCAGCACAUCCGCGCCCUGAUCGAGAGGCUGGUGGAGCAUCUGGACGUAGGCUUUGACACCACCCGCGUGGCCGUCAUCCAGUUCGGCGAGGACCCCAAGAUGGAGUUUCCCCUGAACGCGCACUUCAGCAGAGACGAGGUCCGGAGCGCCGUGCGCCGCCUGCGGCCCCAGGGCGGGCGGCAGGUCCGCGUGGGCACCGCGCUGGAGUACGUGCUGAGGAACAUCUUCCGGAGGCCGCUGGGCAGCCGCGUGGAGGACGGCGUCCCGCAGUUCCUGGUCCUCCUGGCCUCCGGGAAGUCCGACGACGACGUGGACGACGCGGCCGUGGAGCUCAAGCAGUUCGGCGUGGCCCCCCUCACCGUGGCCAGGCACACGGACCGGGAGGAGCUGGGCAAGAUCGCCCUGAGCCCCGAGUACGUGUUCUCGGUGAGCACCUUCAGGGAGCUGCCCGGACUGGAGCAGAAGCUGCUGACGCCCAUCACCACCCUCAGCUCCCAGCAGAUCCAGCAGAUCCUGGCCGGCACCCGGUUCCCCCCUGCGGUGGCUGAGAGUGAUGCGGCUGACAUUGUCUUUCUGAUCGACAGCUCUGAUAGCAUUAGGCCUGAUGGCAUUGCUCAUAUUCGGGACUUUGUCAGCAAGAUUGUUCGCAGACUCAACAUCGGCCCCAGUAAAGUGAGGAUUGGGGUUGUGCAGUUCAGCAAUGAGGUCUUCCCUGAAUUCUACCUGAAGACCCACAAGUCUCAGGCCCCUGUACUUGAAGCCAUACGGCGUCUGAGGUUCAGAGGAGGGUCCCCCCUCAACACUGGCAAAGCUCUGGAGUUUGUGGCAAAAAACCUCUUUGUAAAGUCUGCUGGGAGCCGGAUAGAAGAUGGGGUGCCUCAACACCUGGUCUUAUUUCUGGGUGGAAAGUCUCAGGAUGACAUUUCUAGGUAUGCCCAGAUCAUAAGUUCCUCAGGGAUAGCAAGUUUAGGAAUUGGAGACCGUAACAUCGACAGGACGGAGUUGCAGACCAUCACCAACAACCCCAGACUGGUCUUCACGGUGCGAGAAUUCCGAGACCUGCCCAACAUAGAGGAGAGGGUCAUGAUCUCAUUUGGAUCCCCUGGGGCUACUCCUGCGCCUUCAGGAGUAGACAGACCUUCUCCUUCCCAGCCAGAGAAGAAGAAGGCAGACAUUGUGUUCCUGUUGGACGGUUCCAUCAAUUUCAGGAGGGACAGUUUCCAGGAAGUGCUCCGUUUCGCCUCUGAAAUUGUGGACACGGUCUAUGAAGAUGGUGACUCCAUUCGAGUGGGGUUGGUUCAGUAUAACUCAGACCCCACGGAUGAAUUCUUCCUGAGGGACUUUUCUACCAAGAGGCAGAUUAUUGACGCCAUCAACAAAGUGGUGUACAAAGGAGGGAGGCAUGCCAACACCAGGGUGGGCAUCGAGCACCUGCGGCUGAAUCACUUUGUGCCUGAGGCGGGUAGCCGCCUGGAUGAAAGGGUCCCUCAGAUCGCCUUUGUGAUCACGGGUGGGAAGUCUGUGGAGGAUGCUCAGGAUGUGAGCCUGGCCCUCACCCAGAAAGGUGUCAAGGUGUUUGCUGUUGGCGUGAGGAACAUCGACUCUGAAGAGGUGGGGAAGAUCGCGUCCAACAGUGCCACGGCGUUCCGGGUGGGCAACGUGCAGGAGCUGUCGGAGCUGAGUGAGACGGUUCUGGAGACGCUACACGAUGCAAUGCACGAAACCCUCUGCCCUGGCGUGACAGAUGUUUCCAAAGCAUGUAAUCUGGACGUGAUCCUAGGGUUUGAUGGAUCGAGAGGCCAGAAUGUAUUUGAGACCCAGAAGGGCCUGGAGUCCAAGGUGGGCGACAUCCUGGACAGAAUCAGCCAGAUGCAAAGAAUCAGCUGUAGUGGCAAUCAGCUGCCCACCGUGAGAGUGUCAGUGGUGGCCAACACACCCUCAGGGCCGGUGGAAGCCUUUGACUUUGCCGAGUACCGGUCAGAGCUCUUUGAAAAGUUCCGCAACAUGCGCACGCAGCACCCAUAUGUCCUCACGGCUGACACGCUAAAGCUCUACCAGAACAAGUUCAGGCAGUCCUUGCCUGACAGUGUGAAGGUGGUAGUCCACUUCACAGACGGAGCGGAUGGGGAUCUGGCUGCCUUACACGGAGCAUCUGAGGAACUCAGGCAAGCAGGUGUCCAAGCCCUCAUCCUGGUGGGCCUUGAGCAUGUGAACAACUUGGAGCAGUUAACGCAGCUGGAGUUUGGGCGGGGAUUCAUGUACAGCAGACCCCUGAGGCUUAACUUGCUGGACUUAGAUUAUGAGCUAGCAGAACAGCUUGACAACAUUGCCGAGAAAGCUUGCUGUGGGGUUCCCUGCAAGUGUUCUGGAGAGAGGGGAGACCGAGGGCCCCUUGGCAGCAUUGGGCCAAAGGGUAUCUCUGGGGAAGAUGGCUACCGAGGGUACCCUGGCGAUGAAGGUGGACCCGGUGAGCGAGGUCCACCCGGUGUGAACGGCACACAAGGCUUCCAGGGAUGUCCAGGCCAGAGAGGAGUCAAGGGAUCGCGAGGUUUCCCAGGAGAGAAGGGUGAAUUGGGAGAAAUCGGCUUGGAUGGUCUGGAUGGUGAAGAGGGAGACAAGGGGUUGCCCGGUUCUUCUGGGGAGAAGGGGAAUCCCGGAAGGAGGGGUGACAAAGGACCCAAAGGAGACAAGGGAGAGCGAGGAGACGUUGGGAUUCGAGGUGACCCGGGUGACUCCGGACGGGACAGCCAGCAGAGUGGACCCAGAGGAGAGACGGGUGACAUUGGCCCCAUGGGGCUCCCAGGCAGCGAUGGCAUAUCUGGAAGGCCUGGCGACCCCGGGAAGGAUGGUGGCUUUGGCCGAAGGGGACCUGCGGGAGCGAAGGGCAACAGAGGCAGUCCUGGCCAGCCAGGCUUCCAGGGAGAGCAGGGAACUAGAGGCGCACAGGGCCCACCUGGUCCCACUGGCCCUCCAGGCCUGAUUGGGGAACAAGGCAUUUCUGGACCUCGGGGAAGUGGAGGCACUGCUGGGGCUCCUGGAGAACGCGGAAGAAUUGGUCCCCUGGGGAGGAAGGGUGAGCCAGGACAGCCAGGGCCUAAGGGAGGCGUCGGGAACCGCGGACCCCGUGGGGAGACGGGAGAUGACGGGCGAGAUGGAAUUGGCAGUGAAGGUCGCAGAGGCAAAAAAGGAGAAAGAGGAUUCCCUGGGUACCCAGGACCAAAGGGUACCCCUGGUGGACCGGGAGCAGAUGGACCGCCAGGACCCAAAGGUGUCAGAGGCCGAAGGGGAAACUCAGGACCUCCAGGAAUACUUGGACAGAAGGGUGAUCCUGGCUACCCGGGGCCAUCUGGUCACAAGGGCAACCGAGGCGACUCUGUUGAUCAAUGCGCCCUCAUCCAAAGCAUCAAAGACAAAUGCCCUUGCUGCUAUGGGCCCCUGGAGUGCCCUGUCUUCCCCACGGAGCUUGCCUUUGCCCUGGACACCUCUGAGGGGGUCACCCAGGACACCUUCAGCCGGAUGCGAGAUGUACUUCUGAAGAUUGUAGGCGACCUGACCAUUGCAGAGAGCAACUGUCCAAGGGGGGCCCGAGUGGCCGUGGUCACCUAUAACAAUGAAGUGACCACAGAGAUCCGGUUUGCUGACUCUAGGAAGAAGUCUGCCCUCCUGGACAGUAUCCGGAAUCUCCAGGUGGCCCUGACAUCUAAGCAGCAGAGUCUGGAGACUGCAAUGUCCUUUGUGGCCAGAAACACAUUCAAGCGCGUGAGGAACGGCUUCCUGAUGAGGAAAGUAGCCGUUUUCUUCAGCAAUAAGCUCACAGGAGCAACGCCCCAGCUCCGAGACGCUGUGCUCAAGCUUUCAGAUGCAGGGAUCACACCCUUGUUUCUUACCAGUCAGGAGGACCGGCAGCUCAUCAACGCUUUGCAGAUCAAUAACACCGCAGUGGGCCACGCCCUUGUCCUGCCUGCAACGGGGGACCUCACAGACUUCCUGAAGAACGUCCUCACCUGCCACGUUUGCUUGGACAUCUGCAACAUCGACCCAUCCUGUGGAUUUGGGAGCUGGAGACCUUCCUUCAGGGACCGGAGGGCAGCAGGCAGUGAUGUGGACAUCGACCUGGCCUUCAUCUUGGACGGCUCGGAGGCCACCACUCUGUUCCAGUUCAACGAGAUGAAGAAGUACAUAGGCUACCUUGUUAAGCAGCUGGACCUCAGCCCUGACCCCAGGGCCUCCCAGCACUUUGCCAGAGUGGCUGUGGUGCAGCAGGCAACCUAUGAGUCUGUGGACAAUGCCAGUGUGCCGCCUGUGAGGGUGGAAUUCUCCCUGACAGACUAUGGUGCCAAGGAAAAGCUGUUGGAUUUCCUCAGCAGGAGGAUGACCCAGCUGCAGGGCACCAUGGCCCUGGGCAAUGCCAUUGAAUACACCAUAGAGAACGUGUUUGAAAGUGCACCAAACCCGCGGGACCUCAAGAUUGUGGUGCUGAUGCUGACCGGUGAGAUGCAGAGGCAGCAGCUGGAGGAGGCUCGGAGGGCCAUCCUACAGGCCAAAUGCAAGGGAUACUUCUUCGUGGUCCUGGGUAUCGGCAGGAAGGUGAAUGUCAAGGAAGUUUACAACUUUGCCAGUGAGCCCAAUGACGUCUUCUUCAAACUAGUGGAUAAGUCAACUGAGCUCAACGAGGAACCUUUGAUGCGCUUCGGGAGGCUGCUGCCAUCCUUUGUCAGCAGUGAAAAUGCUUUUUACUUACCUCCAGAUAUCAGGAAACAGUGUGAUUGGUUCCAAGGGGACCAACCAACAAAGAGUGGGAUGAAGUUUGGUCACAAACAAGUAAACACUCUAAAUAAUGCUACUUCAAGUUAUACAACCAAAGUAGUGACCACAAUGAAGCCAGUGACGACAACUAAGCCAACAGCAAUUGUAAAUUUGCCACCUGCUAAGCCAGCCCCAGCUCAACCAGCCCCUAUGAAGCCAGCCCCAGCCCAGCCAGCUCCUGCCAAGCCAGCCCCAGCUCAACCAGUCCCUGUGAAGCCAGCCCCAGCUCAACCAGCUCCUGCCAAGCCAGUUGUGGCAAAGCCAGUUGCUGCCACCAAGCCUGUGGCUGCCAAGCCUGUGGCCACCAACCCAGCCACAGCCAGACCUGCAGUGGAGCCAGCUCCUGCCAAGCCAGCCCCAGCCCAGCCAGCUCCUGCCAAGCCAGCCCCAGCUCAACCAGUCCCUGUGAAGCCAGCCCCAGCUCAACCAGCUCCUGCCAAGCCAGUUGUGGCAAAGCCAGUUGCUGCCACCAAGCCUGUGGCUGCCAAGCCUGUGGCCACCAACCCAGCCACAGCCAGACCUGCAGUGGCAGCAAAGCCAGCAGCCGCGAGACCGCCUGCUGCUGUAGCUAAAACAAUUGCCACCAAGCCAGAGGCCUCCAGGCCACAGGCCAGAGCAGCUGUCACCAAACCAGCCACUGCUAAGUCCAUGGUGAGGGCGUCUCGAGAAGUCCAGGUAUCUGACGUCACAGAGAACAGUGCCAGACUCCACUGGGAGAGGCCCGAGCCCCCUAGUUCUUAUUUUUACGACCUCACUGUUACCUCAGCUCAAGACAAGUCCUUGGUUCUGAGACAGAACCUCACGGUCACUGACCGAGUCAUCGGGGGCCUUCUGGCUGGACAGACGUACCACGUGGCAGUGGUCUCCUACCUGCAGUCUCAAGUCAGGGCCAUUUACCAAGGAAGUUUCAGUACAAAGAAAACUCAGCCUCUACUUCUACAGUCUCCACGGUCAGCAUCUGGCUCAACCAUCAAUCUAAUGGUGAACACAGAACCAUUGGCUCUCACUCAAACAGAUAUUUGUAAGUUGCCCAAAGAAGUUGGAACUUGUGAUGGAUAUAAACUUUUCUGGUAUUAUGAUUCCCUGGCCCAAAGCUGCAUGAGAUUCUGGUACGGAGGCUGCGGGGGGAAUGAAAACAGAUUUAAGUCACAGGAAGAAUGUAAAAAAGUUUGCAGUCCUGAGUCAUCAGCAUGACCCAAACCUAAGCACAGCGUUCCGGCAACACGUACCUCUGGGAGAAGAACGAGGCAGCCGUUCCCAACUGUUUUUAUAGAAGCUCCGGGUAGACAACCUGGCACGGUGCCUUUUCAUGCUUGAUUGACACUCAACCUCGGGAGGAAGCCGUCUGCGCGUGACCUGUCGAUAUGGUGCUAAACGUGUCUGUGGACCCUCAGUCUCUGUGCUUGGAACGUUGCAGUAAUAGCCACGGCUGGUGCUUACGUGAACAUCCCUAUGAGCUGAAUUCUCAGCGAAGCAUGUCUAGGAAGUAGCUUCUCUGCCACGCUGCUCUGCGUACCUCUCCUGUAGUCGUGUGGCUCGGACAGAGCCACCCCCCGAGAGCCCCCUUCGCACCCCUCCCAGGUCCCGGAUGAGGCUUCCAGCAGUGUUCUUCUUCGUCCUCCGACGAGCGGUGCGGUGGGAAGGGAGGCGGCGACCCUUGCUCUGCGCGCCGUGGGGACCAACGAAAGUCCCAAUAGAGAAUAUUUUUGGCAUUCCUCUAACGUUGUGGGUUUUUUUCUGUUUUUGUUUUUUGGAGUGUGGAGGUGGGAUUUAAUUUUAAAAUUUUUAGGAAAUUUAUACAAAGAAACUUUUUAAUAAAGUGUAUUGAAUGUGUUGUG
Nannospalax galili (Upper Galilee mountains blind mole rat) is the source of this 10650-nucleotide messenger RNA. It is a transcript of the gene Col6a3, whose product is annotated as collagen type VI alpha 3 chain. Lineage: Eukaryota; Metazoa; Chordata; Mammalia; Rodentia; Spalacidae. The record is from RefSeq and is a predicted model, not a curated record. Gene Ontology annotation, molecular function: serine-type endopeptidase inhibitor activity; protein binding.